AUGAUCGUGUGCGAAGGAGCAGAUUGGAUUGACUACGGAGAACCAGCACCGAAUGUUGCCACGGCAUUUGAUGAUGAUUCGGAUCAAUAUUUAAGCGCAUUGACACGUGAUGAAGAACAAGAAAUACAUAGCCCCUUAAUAACAGGGUACAAAUAUGUGUCAGGCGGAGCAGGUGAGGGUCGACAACAUCUAAGUCCUAAUGGGCAAAUACCAAAUCGCCCAGAAGUGAAAACCGACGAAGAAUUACCAGCCUACUGUCAUCCACCAAAUCCAUGCCCGUUAGGAUUCGAAGCUGAUGAUUGUGACGCCUCACCAAUGACGAAGUUCACUGCUGAAUACAGUCGAUCAUAUCAAACUGAACAAAAUUGCCAAUGUGACAAUGAUCACGAUGAGUGUUUUCUGAACAAUAUCAUGUAUACAAUUCCGCCUAACAGUGCUUCAGGAGGUGUUUUGAAACGUGCUCGACGUGUUCGCCGAACUGCAAACAACAAACAAGAUGGAGAAAAUGCUACUAAAUCUCAUCCACAAUGGAACUCAUACCACCGAGGGCAAACUCUACGACUUCAUGUUGCUAAAAAAUCCCCGAUUACUCUGACGUCUUAA
Adineta ricciae is the source of this 603-nucleotide messenger RNA. The record is from the annotation of a GenBank genome assembly. NCBI's taxonomy places the organism in Eukaryota, Metazoa, Rotifera, Eurotatoria, Adinetida, Adinetidae.